This is a messenger RNA of Penicillium canariense, 972 nucleotides long. RefSeq names its product Pyridine nucleotide-disulfide oxidoreductase class-II. The transcript has a single exon. Lineage: Eukaryota; Fungi; Ascomycota; Eurotiomycetes; Eurotiales; Aspergillaceae. Gene Ontology annotation, molecular function: oxidoreductase activity. The record is from RefSeq and is a predicted model, not a curated record. Bases 1 to 972 code for a protein of 323 amino acids.
AUGAUAUUUGACGCCCUCAUUCUCGGCGCCGGCCCGGCUGGUCUUGCAGCAGCCAGCGCCCUGGGUCGUGCUCGCCGACAUGUCCUGGUCAUCGCUGGUUCUGACUAUCGAAACCGGGCGAGCCAUGCAAUGCAUGGCGUUCUGGCUUGCGAAGGGAUGAAUCCGAUCGACUUCCUUACUCAAAGUCAGCAUCAGAUCACAGCUCUAUAUCCGAACAUUCGCCUAGAGUCUGACACUGUCCAGCGUGCCGCCCAGAUUGGUACCCCAGAAAGCCCGGCCUUUGAGGUUCAGACAGCUACGGGCGCGGUUUACCAGGGUCGCCGCCUUAUCCUCGCGACCGGCGCUAUCGAUGAGCUCCCAAAUGAGAUCGCCGGCUUUGAGACCUGCUGGCCUGACCAUAUCUACCAGUGUCUACUUUGCGACGGCUUUGAGCGAGCCGAGCGUCCAUUUGGUGUUGGGGUCCUUGCUAAGCCCCUGUCGGCGCACUAUGUGCAUCUUGCUUUACGGGCACGAUGCUUUAAUAAGCGCGUGGUUGUCUACACCGAUGGUCUCUACACCAAAGAGCAGCAGUGCGAGACCGAGAAGCUAUUUGCACCCGCAUUGGCCCAAGGCGUUACUCUACAACAUACAGCUAUUAGCCGUCUAGAGCCAUUGCCUACCAACAAAGGUCCUGGGGCUCAUAUUCAUCUAGAGGGCGGCAAAUCGGAGCGUGUUGACUUCCUAGUGUAUAAGACACUUACUCGGCCCGCUAGUGCCCACCUAGCACUACAGCUAGGCCUCCAAAUCAACGAAAUCCCUGGCCAUGGCUCAGUCAUCGCGUGCAAAGAGCCUACUGGGGCGACUAGUGUGCCAGGGGUGUUUGUCUGUGGUGAUGCCGGUAGUCUGAUCAAGGGAGUGGCCCCGGCGAUGGCGCAGGGCCUCUGUGUUGCAGAUGUGGUUUGGGGGGGCCUGCUGGAGGAGGAUAAAUCUUAG